Messenger RNA from Suncus etruscus (white-toothed pygmy shrew), 2324 nucleotides. RefSeq names its product BOP1 ribosomal biogenesis factor (gene BOP1). Gene Ontology annotation, biological process: maturation of LSU-rRNA from tricistronic rRNA transcript (SSU-rRNA, 5.8S rRNA, LSU-rRNA); ribosome biogenesis. Gene Ontology annotation, molecular function: protein binding; ribonucleoprotein complex binding. NCBI's taxonomy places the organism in Eukaryota, Metazoa, Chordata, Mammalia, Eulipotyphla, Soricidae. The transcript has 17 exons. The record is from RefSeq and is a predicted model, not a curated record. Gene Ontology annotation, cellular component: preribosome, large subunit precursor; PeBoW complex. Bases 1 to 2277 code for a protein of 758 amino acids.
AUGGAAGACGUGGGAGGAGCUGCAGGGGCAGGAGGGCAGGAGGGCGGGAGGGUUCGAUCGCCGGCACCCAAAGCUUCGGAGUUGGCGCCACGCCUGGUCCCCGGCUUGCCCGCCCGCUCCCGGGCUGCCUGGUUUAGUCCUCUCCUACCUUGUGACCCUGCCUCCCGCCUGGGGGACGACAGUGCCAGUGACAGUGAUGACAGCAAGGAGAGCAUUUUCUCCGGCCUGGAGGACUCCGGCAGCGACAGCAGUGAGGACACUGACCAGGAUGUGGACGAGGAUGAGGAUGAGGAUGGGACUGUGGCAGCUGUGGCACAGGCUGCCACCGCUCCUGGAAGCACGGCGGGGCCAGUGCACGCGCAGGAGGCUGAGGAGGAGAAUGAGAAUGAGGAGAACGAGUAUGCGCAGGACAGCUCUGAUGAGGAGGAUGUGCGGAACACGGUGGGCAACGUGCCCCUGGAGUGGUAUGCCGACUUCCCGCAUGUGGGCUACGAUCUGGACGGCAGGCGCAUCUAUAAGCCUCUGCGCACGCGGGAUGAGCUGGACCAGUUUCUGGACAAAAUGGACGACCCCGACUACUGGCGCACAGUGCAGGACCCGACGACUGGGCACGACGUGAAGCUGACCGACGAGCAGGUGGCCCUGGUGCAGCGGCUGCAGAGGGGCCAGUUUGGGGACGUGAACUUCGACCCGUUUGAGCCUGCAGUGGACUUCUUCAGCGGAGACCUCAUGAUCCACCCGGUGACCAACAGACCCGCUGACAAGCGCAGCUUCAUCCCCUCCCUGGUGGAGAAACAGAAGGUCUCUCGCCUGGUGCAUGCCAUUAAGAUGGGCUGGAUCCAGCCUCGCCGGCCCCGGGACUCCGCCCCCAGCUUCUACGACCUGUGGGCACAGGAGGAUCCCAACGCUGUGCUGGGCCGGCACAAGAUGCACGUGCCUGCCCCGAAGCUGGCGCUGCCCGGCCAUGCCGAGUCCUACAACCCACCGCCCGAGUACCUGCUGAGCGAGGAAGAGCGCCUGGCGUGGGAGCAGCAGGAGCCGGGAGAAAGGAAGCUGAGUUUCCUGCCAAGAGCGUUCCCGAACCUGCGGUCGGUGCCAGCCUACAGCCGCUUCAUCCAGGAGCGCUUCGAGCGCUGCCUUGACCUCUACCUGUGCCCACGGCAGCGCAAGAUGCGGGUGAAUGUGGACCCUGAGGCCCUCAUCCCCAAGCUGCCACGACCUCGGGACCUGCAGCCCUUCCCCAUGACCCAAGCCCUGGUUUACAGGGGCCACAGUGACCUUGUCCGGUGCCUGAGCGUUUCCCCAGGGGGCCAGUGGCUGGCUUCAGGCUCGGAUGACGGCUCUGUACGACUCUGGGAAGUGGCCACUGCCCGCUGCAUGAAGACUGUGCCUGUGGGGGGUGUGGUGAGGAGCGUGGCCUGGAACCCCCAGCCCAGCAUCUGCCUGGUGGCCGUGGCCGUGGAGGACUCGGUACUGCUGCUGAACCCGGCCCUGGGGGACCGGCUGGUGGUGGGCAGCACGGACCAGCUGCUGGGCACCUUCACCCCACCUGAGGAGCCCAUUGUGCAGCCAGCCCGCUGGUUGGAGGCCUCCGAGGAAGAGCAGCAGAGGGGCUUGCGGCUCCACAUCUGCCACGACAAGCCAGUGACCCAGGUGACCUGGCAUGCUCGCGGGGACUACUUGGCUGUGGUGCUGGCCACCACAGGACACACGCAGGUGCUCCUCCACCAGCUAAGCAGGCGCCGCAGCCAGAGCCCCUUUCGUCGGAGCCACGGGCAGGUGCAGUGUGUGGCCUUCCACCCGCUGCGGCCCUUCCUGUGUGUGGCCUCGCAGCGCAGCGUCCGCCUCUACCAUCUGCUGCGUCAGGAGCUCACUAAAAAACUGAUGCCCAACUGCAAGUGGGUGUCCAGCAUGGCAGUGCACCCCGCAGGUGACAACAUCAUCUGCGGCAGCUAUGACAGCAAGCUGGUGUGGUUUGAUCUGGACCUUUCUACUAGACCAUACCGAGUGCUGAGGCACCACAAGAAGGCCCUGCGAAGCGUGGCCUUCCACCCCCGGUAUCCACUCUUCGCCUCUGGCUCUGACGACGGUAGUGUCAUCGUCUGCCACGGGACUGUAUACAACGACUUGCUACAGAACCCGCUGAUUGUGCCUGUGAAAGUGCUGAGGGGCCACGUGCUGACCCGGGACCUGGGCGUGCUGGACGUGGCCUUCCACCCCACUCAGCCCUGGGUCUUCUCUUCAGGGGCAGACGGCACCGUGCGUCUCUUCAGCUAGCCCUGUGAGGGGCCUUGGGGCAAUAGAGCUGUUUCUCUCCCACUGUG